UGCAGUGUCGGCGGCGGCCGCGCGGCGCGGGGUGCGUGAGCGAUGGCGGCGGACCCCAGCUCCUUCUCUUCGCCCUCCUGCUGCCGCACGUACCACCUCUACCUGCGCUGCCGCGUCGACUUCGGCGCGCGGGCGCUGCGGGGCACGGCGGCCUUCACGACGCGCGCCGAGCGCGAGGCGCUGCGUCGCCUGGUGCUGGAUACAAGAGAGGUACAGGUAUUUAAAGUGACUGUAAAUGGACAGGAUGCUGAAUUUGGGUUUGGAGAAAAGCACAGUUUCAAGGGGACCCCCUUGGAAGUCACACUUCCCUUUGAGCUAAGAAGGGGACAAGAAGCAAUUGUUGAAAUCUCCUUUGAGAGCUCUCCAAAGUCUUCAGCUCUCCAGUGGUUUUCUCCUGAGCAAACGUCUGGCAAGCAGCACCCAUUGCUCUUCAGCCAGUGUCAGGCUGCCCACUGCAGAGCCAUCUUUCCAUGCCAAGACACACCUGCUGUGAAGAUAACCUACUGUGCAGAGAUCUCUGUUCCUAAAGAGCUGGUGGCCCUUAUGAGCGCGACUCGCGAGGGAGAGCUGCCUGACCCAGAGGACAGCAGUCGGAAGAUAUACCAGUUCAGCCAGAAUGUUCCUAUUCCUUGCUACUUGAUUGCUUUAGUAGUUGGGGCUUUAGAAAGCAGGAAGAUUGGCCCAAGGACACUGGUGUGGGCUGAAAAGGACCUAGUGGAUAAAUCAGCCUAUGAAUUUGCAGAGACUGAAGCCAUGCUGAGAACAGCAGAAGAUUUAGCAGGGCCCUAUGUGUGGGGACAAUAUGAUUUGUUAGUCUUGCCACCUACUUUCCCUUAUGGUGGCAUGGAGAAUCCUUGUCUUACUUUUGUAACUCCGACAUUGCUGGCAGGUGAUCGAUCUCUAUCAAAUGUCAUUGCUCAUGAAAUCUCUCACAGCUGGACAGGAAACUUGGUAACAAACAAAAAUUGGCAGCACUUUUGGCUGAAUGAGGGCCACACUGUGUACCUGGAGCGCAGGAUUCAGGGGAGGCUCUUUGGUGAGCAGUUCAGGCACUUCCAAGCCCUGGGAGGUUGGAGGGAGCUGCAGCAUUCAAUAAACACUCUUGGAGAUAAAAAUCCUUUAACUAACCUCAUCCCUAAUCUGAAUGAAGUAGAUCCUGAUGAUGCCUUUUCCUCUGUUCCAUAUGAGAAAGGCUUUGCUUUGCUUUUUCACCUUGAGCAACUUCUUGGAGGACCAGAUGUCUUCAUGGGCUUCCUGAAGGCUUACAUUCAGCAGUUUGCUUAUAAGAGCAUAGCAACUGAGGACUGGAAGAAUUUCUUGUACUCCUACUUCAAGGAUCAGGUCGAUGUCCUGGAUAAGGUUGACUGGAACUCAUGGUUUUAUGCUCCAGGCAUGCCACCAGCAAAGCCUACGUAUGAUAUGACACUUUCAAAUGCCUGCAUUGCCUUGUGUGAAAGAUGGGUCAAAGCAAAAGAGAGUGAUUUGGACUCAUUCAGCUCAGAAGACCUGAAGGAGAUGUCCUCUCAUCAGCUGAUUGAGUUCCUGGCGCUGCUGCUUCUGGAGCCUCCUCUUCCACUGUCAUAUGUCCAGAGAAUGCAGCAGGUGUAUAACUUCAAUGCUAUAAACAACUCUGAAAUAAGACUCAGGUGGCUGCGCCUUUGCCUCAGGUCCAAGUGGGAAGAAGCUGUUCCUCUGGCUUUAAAAAUGGCAACAGAGCAGGGCAGGAUGAAGUUUACUCGACCCUUGUUCAGGGACCUUUACAAUUUUGACAAAUCUCGAGACCUGGCUGUCAGAACAUACCUGGAGCACAGAGCCUCGAUGCACCCAGUCACUUCAAUGCUUGUGGGAAAAGACUUGAACCAGAAUCAGUGACAAACUGUACAGAUUUCCCUGACAUUUUCUUGUUGCUGAAAGAAGGGGCUGACUCCUCCACAAACUUUUGACAGACCUGCUUGAUUAUGCCAUAAGAAUGCUCUGCCUAAUUUAGCUCAAAAUGAACUUUUCCAAAUCCAGGUCAGUACUUCCUUUAUUGUGCCUUUCCAAG
This is a messenger RNA of Dryobates pubescens (Downy woodpecker), 2044 nucleotides long. It is a transcript of the gene LTA4H, whose product is annotated as leukotriene A4 hydrolase. Bases 43 to 1872 code for a protein of 609 amino acids. Gene Ontology annotation, molecular function: aminopeptidase activity; metallopeptidase activity; epoxide hydrolase activity. The transcript is spliced from 19 exons. Gene Ontology annotation, cellular component: nucleus; cytosol. NCBI's taxonomy places the organism in Eukaryota, Metazoa, Chordata, Aves, Piciformes, Picidae. Gene Ontology annotation, biological process: leukotriene biosynthetic process; peptide catabolic process; proteolysis. The record is from RefSeq and is a predicted model, not a curated record.